Molecule: messenger RNA, 2498 nt
Organism: Electrophorus electricus (electric eel)
Lineage: Eukaryota; Metazoa; Chordata; Actinopteri; Gymnotiformes; Gymnotidae
Product: gastricsin-like
Biological process (GO): proteolysis
Molecular function (GO): aspartic-type endopeptidase activity
Source: RefSeq, a predicted model, not a curated record
ACCAUCACAGUAGCCAUACCUGACUACAUACAUACACUGUAAGGGACUGAAACUCUUUGUAAUGGUUUGAUGUAAUCCGAAAUUAAUGAAAAGUAAUCAGAUUUUGUUACUAGUAUAUAGUAAUCUUUUGUAUUGGGUUGCAGAAACAUUUUUAAUAGCUAAUCGGCACCAGAAUACAUUUAAAAAUAAUCCUCCCAAUCCAGGCAAUGUUAUUUUAGCUAAGAGGUCGCGCAAUUGCUUGAGGCGAUAAUGCUGUUGACCGUGCGGUCAGGCAGAGUUUAUGCAGCAGUACGGAAUCAGUAACUUUAACCUGAUGUGAUUACAUCCUGAUUCUAGAACAGCAUUUAACCAUCUCAUUUUAUAAUAAAACCCUGUCUCUGUCUCUCUCUCACACACAUACACACACACGGAGACUAGUUAGUAAGCCCCCAAACUACAUCAGCCUUCAGCUCUGGGGCUGUAUACAUCAAACAUCUCAGAUUUAUCUAUGGACAGUUUUGUUUAUUAUUAUAAGAGAGCUGAACAAGUCACACAUGGGGUGAAUUAAAUUAAGACACAUAACAAAGCUGUACAUAAAACACUAUAUGUAGCUGCCUACGUAACAUAAGCUUACUUAAUGUAAGACUUACAUUCUAAUAAUGAACAUGAUUAUGUAAACAGUCUGAAUAUGAAAAAAAAUCUGACAAAUCAGUCUGAAAGGAAGAAAAGCAGCACAAAUGUAAAGUCCCUCGUUCACUUAUCAGUUAACAUAAACAAGGAUACAUUUUCUGAGUUAUGAGUUAGUAAAUAAUCUGAGAUAUAUAUAUAUAUAUCGGAUUAAUCACAUUAUUAAUCAGUAUCAUAGAAGUAUGUAGUUAUAAUCAUGUGGUAUAAUCCACCUGAAUCCACCAGUGCUUCGCUGGAAUGUAAGGGGUUAAUCUCUGUUAGUUCUGAUAAAGCUAACAUAAGAUCUGCCACAGCAUACUCAAAUGUAUUUCAUGAAUGUCUUAUCACACUCAUUUUUUUGUUUAAAUCAGAUAGCACCCUUUCAGGACGCUGCAGGCAGAUAAGCGCAGGUUAUAAAUAUGUUGUGGUUCAGGUGGCUGGUGUGUGUAUGUGGAAUAGAUUUCUCCGGAGGCAUGAAGGAGUGUUUGAUACUCGGCCUGCUCCAUCUGGCUCUAACUGAAGGAUUAAUCAGAGUUCCUCUGGUGAAAAUGAAGACCAUAAUGGAGGAGAGAGGGUUCCUGAAGGAAGUACUAGAGGACUCACCAUACAGUUCAGAACUAGGUUCUGCCGAGAAUCUAAUCAACCAAGAUGAUAUGGCUUACUUUGGAAAGAUCGCAAUAGGAACUCCACCGCAAUACUUCUAUGUCCACUUUGACACUGGCUCCACUACUCUCUGGGUCAACUCUGUCUACUGCAAUAGCGAUGCCUGCUCUCAUCAUCCCCUCUUUAACCCAAGUAAGUCCUCCACAUACCACAGCAAUGGACAACCAUUUUCAAUCCAGUAUGGGACUGGAAGUGUUUCUGGUGUUAUUGGUUAUGACGUAGUCACAAUGGACGAGCUGACUGUCACAAACCAGAAGAUCGGUUUAAGUCAGUCUGAACCUGGUGAUCACUUUGCAAGGCCCUUACAUGAUGGAAUAAUGGGUUUGGCCUUCAAGCCUGACCAAGGAACCAUUGUGGACACCAUGAUCCAGGAAGGCCUUAUUGAGGAGCCUGUCUUUGCCUUCUACCUGAGCAGGGACUCUGAGAGCGGCAGUGAGGUUAUGUUUGGAGGAACCGAUUCUUCUUACUACCAGGGUCAAAUCAUCUGGGUUCCAGUACAACAAGAUAGUCACUGGCAAUUAGUCUUUGAAGGUUUUGAGGUGAAUCACGAGUCUGCAGGCUGGUGUGAGAAUGGAUGCACAGGUAUAACAGACACAGGCACAUCUCUUCUACUGUGCCCACCACAGUAUGUAGAAAAUCUCCAUCAAAUGCUGGGAUCCCAGCAGGACCAGAAUGGCAAUUAUGUGUUUGACUGCAGUGAAGUCAGCAGCCUUCCUCCAUUAACAUUCAUCAUGAACGGAGCUCACCUGCACCUGCCAGCCUCCGCAUAUGUACUUCAGGAAGAAGAUUCCAGUGGUAACCCAUACUGCCUGAGUGGGAUUAGCAGUUCUGGAGAAGAAUACAGAAACGGGCUUCCUUACUGGAUCCUGGGUGACGUCUUCCUCAGGCAGUUCUACUCCGUGUUUGACCAGGGAAAUGCUAGGGUGGGAUUUGCAACCUUGGCAUAGAGUUACCAUACACACUCUGAUGCAGGGACUGCACCACUGUGGUGAUGCAGUGAAAUGUGGCUAACCACAAAAUCUCACCGUGGUACCCAUUGUAAGAUGAAAUGCAAAAAAAACAAAAUAAAAAACUUCAGCUCUAUAGCUAUAAGUCUGCCGUUUGGCCAUUACAGCAGUCAUGACUUUGUUUUGUGACUGGAGAUUUUCCAUCUGCUGGCUAGAAACCCCAGUAAAAUGGGAUCAAGUGUA